Molecule: messenger RNA, 3303 nt
Organism: Kazachstania africana CBS 2517
Lineage: Eukaryota; Fungi; Ascomycota; Saccharomycetes; Saccharomycetales; Saccharomycetaceae
Gene: HER1
Product: Her1p
Exons: 1
Coding region: 1-3303 (1100 amino acids)
Source: RefSeq, a predicted model, not a curated record
AUGAUCGUGCCCAUCGAUACAACCGUCGAUCCUGAAAUUGACGUGCCCCUCGAUUGGUUGUAUAAAGCAAAAAGACAAUCAAAAUCAAAGACUUCAAAGGUACUCAAAUCAAUCGAAAAGCAAAGACAACAACAACGUGCCGCUACUACUACCGCUGAAGCUUCUCCUCUAGAUGCAGCGCCUCCUACUAGUCCACAGAGGCAACGUUCAAGAUCGUCUUCUUUGUCAAGUGCUUUAAAAACAACAACUACGACGACAAUGACAAAAAUCAAGAGAAGCAAUUCAUUGAAUGAAAAACCAAAAAAAUCUUCUCUAUUUGGUUCUCUCUUUGGUAGAAGAUCAUCUUCUGUGACUGCCUCUCAACAACCACGUCAUCUUUCCAAUGAUUUAACGAAGAUAGACUCCGAAACCAUAACAUCCGAUUUUACCACUCUUGAAAGUACACCAAUAUACUUAGACACAUUUGAUACGAGUCCUGAAUCAGAAUCAUCAGCUGACUCAUCGCUCAUUGAAAAACUAUCAAAGACUCCCCUACAUAGAGUCACUUUUGCUGUCGAUAAAUUUGAAAAUGACCCUCCACAACAAUUACCUUCAAGAAACCCAAAAAUUGGUAACAUUCUCAUCCCAAAUGAUAUGAUCAGUAAAGUGCCUUCAAUUUGUCUAGGUAUAGCCAAUUCUACAAGUGCCAAAGACGGCAAACCAACUUUUAUCACUAGUUCAAAACCAAAAUAUACAAAAGAUUCCAUAGAAUAUAAAGUUGCAUUGGAAAGACACAAUAAAUUUCUUAAAGAAGCAAACAGGCAUCAAGAGGAAGCUCAUCAUACUGCAGAAAGGACUGCCCAAGAAGUUAGAAUCUAUAGAACUACUAAUGUUAACACCACAAAAAAUAAUGAUGCAUCUCUCUCCACUAUAGAAAGAAAAAAUAUUAAUGAAAUUGAAAUUGAUAAGCCCAUCCAUAUGCAUGAAUAUCAUUUUGGCAAAGAUGAAGAAUCCAAAUUACCAUUACAUAAGAUCACCUUAGAAACUAUAUAUACACGCUGCUGCCAUUUAAGAGAAAUUUUACCAAUACCAUCUAGUUUAAAACAGGUGAAAGGUAAGACUGGCCCCUUAGAGGUGUUAAAAUUUUUAAAUCCUAAACCUACUUUGGUUGAUAUCCUAUCAUUCUGUGAUUUUAUUGCAAUAGUACCUAUCUAUACCAUCAUUUUUGAUAAUGUCCUCUUAACUUCAGAAAUGUUUCAAAUUGUAUUAAAAUCACUAGUAAAUUCUAAAGUACUACAAAAACUAGGUUUAAGAAAUGUCGUCAUAAAUAAAAAUGAUUGGAAACUUCUUUGUCAGUUUUUAUUGCAUAACAAAUCAUUAAUAAAAUUGGAUAUCUCACAAACAAGAGUAAGAACCGAAUCUGAUUCCUCAAGUCAUCGUGAAAAUAUGGAUUGGAUUUUAUUUGCUCAAGCAUUGCAACAUAGAGAUGGUGCACCGUUAGAAGAAUUAUUAUUAAAUGGCAUCAAAAUAAGCCAAGUUCCAAUCGAACAUUUAAAGGGUGUCUUGACAACAAUGUCAGAAAAGGCACAAACGAGUAGUGUUACAAAUGGAUUAAGGCUGGGAUUAGCAGCAACUGAUUUAAACCAAAGCCGCCUUGAUAUUGUGAUGGAUUGGAUGUUAGACGACAAGGUGCAGGGAGUCGAUUUGAGUUUCAACAACUUACAAGAUCUUAUGAGACCCAUGAUUUAUAAACUAUCAUUCCAAUCUUACAACCAUUUGAUGUAUUUCACUUUAAACAAUACAGCAAUCACAAAUGUUAAUGACACAGUGCUACUAUUGAAAUAUUUAUCCAAGCUAGAAAAUUUACAAUUUUUGGAUCUUAGUAACCUGUCAAGCAUUUUCCCAGAGAUCUUCCCUUAUUUAAAUAAAUAUUUGCCAAGAUUCCCCAAGCUAAAACGUAUUCAUUUCGAUCAAAAUUCACUAACUUAUAGACAAAUCAUUGUACUUUGCAACAUUUUGGUAAAAUGUAAAGGAUUAUACCAUAUAUCACUAUUAUCAACUCACCAGGAAUCUCCAUCUGAAGAUGAAACCACAGUACUUCCUGAUGCACCAGCAUUCAGUGCAACCGCAUUAUGGACAGCACUUUAUACAAUGGCGAGGGAUUUGCCCAAUCUAUUAACUCUCGAUAUCAACUAUGAUAAAAUACCAGAGGAGAUGCAAAGUAGAAUAGCAUUGGGUUUAAUGAGAAAUAUGCAAAGGGCAGUCGAUUCGAACUUCAAAAUUGAUGAUUUAUCUUCUCAAGAUGAUUUACUAUUUGAUGGUUCAUUAUUGACAGAGACAGCUGAUGAAGUAUUGAAAAAAUUCAAUGGAAAUGUUGCUUCAUUGACUUACAGUAAGAAAGAAGAUGCAACCAAAAAAUAUCUAUUGAAAAAAUACUUCGAAAAAUUGAAUGGGACCAUUUUUAAUAUUCAAGAGACAAUCGAUUCCAUAGUAGAGAAACGUAAAAAUGAUGAAUUGACAUCAAAAGAAAAGGAAAAUCUAUUAAGAUUACUGCUGUUAAAGAAGAAUUUGAUUAACAUUUUGGAGAUAUUCUCACACAUACCAAAUUUUGCUGAAGUGACGAGCCAAUUGUCAUUAGCUGGUACACACGCUGCGUCAUCACCACAACCCGUUAGGCCUGGGAUUAAACGGAUUGAUUCUGAUAGAUUGCUAUGGCAAGUUGGGAAUAUUGAAGCAGAUAGUGAACUACGUGAAUCAAGGCCGCAUGUUAUGGCUACUGAUUUGAAUGCCGUUAUUGAUAUUGAUACGGGGAAACCUGUGUUAUUUAGAACCCAGUCUUCAACUUCAGUUGCUGGUAAGAGACAAGAGGAAGAAGAAGGUGAGUUACAUAAAUGGGGUACAUUUCUGCAACAAAAUGACGGAAAAGCGAGUAAUAUGUUCAAUGAUACCGUUUCAAAAUUUCAGUAUGAUAGCAGUACUGUGAUUAACGAAAUGAUACCAGAAUCGCCUCUUUAUGAAAACGAGAAUAGUAUGAUGCAGCGCGAUUUCACAUCGAGCUCACCAAAAAUUUUAACUAAAAUACCCACUGGAGAAGAACUAAGAAAUGCUAUAAUCAAAACUAAAGGAAUUGACUCAAUUGAUGAGCUGAUUCAAAAUGUUGGUGAGAAUAACCGUGAAUUGGAAAACAUAUACGACCUCGCUCUCAAUUUAAAUAGUUCCAGUAGUCAAAGAGAUGAGGCACCCAGAUCAUUGACCGUGGAGACCCGGCAGAAUAAACACUUGGAGACAAUUUUGCAGGACGACUUAUCUCACGUACAUAUCUAA